UCAAUUUUAAACGAAAUGGAAAUUAAUGAAACUAAUAAUCUUGCUUUAAAAAAAAGUGAAUAUAAAUUAUUUGGAAUAUCCUCUUCAACAACUAAAGAAGAAUGUGUUUCAGAUUUAUCAGAGAUACUUCAUAAAUUUCAAGAUUAUAAUCAUUCAAAAUUAUCAAUUGGAAUGUUUUUUGAAUUCAUGAAAGUUGCAUAUCGAGUGAAUGAUAACUGUGAAAAUAUAAGUGCGAUAUUAAGUGUGCAGAACAAGCUAGAUUGGAACAAGUUAGCAAAAGUUGAUUUACAUUUUGAGGUACCAAAUUAUAAUGUGACAGAUGAAAACUGUACUAAUAGUAAUGUCAUGCAGGAAAAUAAAAAUUCUAAUAUAGUGGAAGAAAUUUUGUUUGAGGCAUAUGAUAUCAAUGUUAAAAACUCUAUGCACUCUAUCAUAUCUUCAAAUAUACAACUUCAAAAUGAACAAGCAUAUACAUGUAAUCAAAAUUCAACAGUCAGUUCUGAGAAAUGUAAUCAAACUGCACAAAAUGUGCUGUGCAUGGAAGACACAAAGACUGCAAGAUCCAUAGACAUGACAGAAAAUAUUUUAAUAGCACUAAUGAAGACAAAUUUAAGUGAUGUUUUGCAUGAAGGCUUAUUAGAUUCAGUAUUACCAUAUAUGAUUCCAAAACCUGUUAUAUCACAGCCCAUCAUAAAAAAAGCUAUUAUAAAUACAGAAGUGAGAAAAAGUAAUUCGUUAGGUAAUAACAUUGAAGCAAGAGCAAUUACAAAUAUAUCACAUAAGGAGAAAGAAAAAGAUAAAUGUAAACAGAAUAAAAAAUUAAUAGAAAAUGAAGUGGAAAUUCAUGUUUGUGAUGAGGAAAAAAAUAUUAAAAAGAAUUUCCAUUGUCCUCAAAAACUUCUUAUUCAAAAAAUGCGUUAUUUUGCUGAUGUGACAGCAGGUCAAAAAUUAGAAGAAAUAGAUAUAUCUGUACAUUGUGACAUUACAAUUUUCGACUGGUUAAUGAGAUGGGUUAAAAAAGACAUCAUAAAAAAAUCAGAAUGGCCAGUUUUGGAAACUGGUAAUGUUAUUCCAAUAAUGGUAUCUGCAUCAUUUUUACAAAUGGAACCACUUUUAGAGAAUUGUUUACAAUACUGCCAUGAUAACAUGUCUGAUGUAUUAAAAACAUCAAUGGUUCUACCUAGUUUAGAUGAUAAUCUACUAACAAGAUUAGUAGAACAUUUUACAAAUGAAGAGGUAGAGGGUUUAAGAGAUAAAAAGGAUAAAAUUCAAAGUAAAUUGUUUUGUAAAUUGAUUAUAUCUCUAGCUGAAGUAAUGCCAGACAACAAAAAGGGACACUACAGUUCUUUAGCUACAUUGUUUAAAUGCAUCAAAUGCGGCAAAUGUAUUAUUCAAUCAGUUUCUAAUUAUGUGCCAUGUAUUCCAAACAUGAUGAAAAUUGAUAGCCAUGGAAAUAUCUAUAGUAAUCAUGUAAGAGACUUAACAUGGACAUUAAAUGAUUAUAUUGUUACUCUGCGGACGGAAUUACGUUCUUGGCGUAAAGUUUAUUGGAGACUAUGGGGCGAUUGUCACUUUUUGUUUUGUACACAAUGUGAUAUAUAUUUUCCAAUUCAUCAGUUUGAUUGGUGCUGUUAUCAUGCAGAACUUCCACAAUUUUUUAUCAAUGAACAACAACGAUCAAUACCAUUUCCUUUAGGCAGAUAUCCGUGUUGUAGUCAACGAGCAUAUAGAUUUGAAGUAUUACCGAGUUAUGAAGGCUGUACGUACAGGGAACAUAUUCCAGAUAUCAGGACACAAAAGGAUGUAAAUGUAUUAAACAUCCUUACAGUACAUAAAGAAGUAAUAGCUGUGGAACCACCACAGUUAUUUUUUCCAGAAAAAAUUACUAGAUUAGUUGCUCGUGAUUUAUCUCUUCAACCAGGAAAAUUAAUGUGUAAAGACCUAAUGUGGUGGGUUGGCAUAGAACUGACACCGCAGCGACCGAAACUCGGACUUUUAGGAAAAAUUUGGAGCGGUUCAGGAUUUCGUCAAAAGCCGUUACAAAAAAUUCGUCAACAGGUUUCUGUUACAACUGACACUUCAUCUUCAAUCACUGAUAGCGAAGUAGAUGAUGGUAUCACACCUUAUGAAGAUAGUAGUAUCGAUGAAGAAUCAUAUUGCAGCGAAGAAUCAGAAGCAGGGUCUUUCCCAAAAUCCAAAGAUAUGAUUAAAAAAAGGUUAAAGAACCAAAACGUGUGGAGAAACAAUAACCGAUCUUGGAAUAGUGAUUUAAAUAUAAGACACAACCAAGACAACCAACGGGAUUUUGAGGAAGGUGCAACUUCACAAAUGAUAGCAUUGUUAACAAAAAGAGUAUCUGCUGGUACUUCUGCUUUAUUAAAAUCAUCUAAUAAACAUAAUCGAAUAAAAAGACAAUUAAAUGGUAUGUUUUAUAAAUGUUAUAUUAUAAUAAAUGUAUAUAUUAUUUAUGUAAUUAAUACUGUAAUAAUAGGCGGAACUUACAUGAGAUUGGAAGCAGAGUUUCGUGAUCAAUUGAAUCAAUCUUAUAAAAGUAAAAAUAUAACAGGAAAGUAUUUUCUACGUAUGAAAUCAAGUAAAUUAUAAAUACACAGCCUAGAAUAAUUUCUACUAAAUGUCUUGUGUUGCACAUUCUUUAAAUGAUGUCAUAUAUAUUAAAUGAAAACGUUAUUAAAA
Messenger RNA from Megachile rotundata (alfalfa leafcutting bee), 2694 nucleotides. RefSeq names its product SANT and BTB domain regulator of class switch recombination. The record is from RefSeq and is a predicted model, not a curated record. Lineage: Eukaryota; Metazoa; Arthropoda; Insecta; Hymenoptera; Megachilidae.